AUGAGAGGCAGCCGCCCGCUCUACUUCGCCCCUUCCCCCCCCCUCGGCCGCCCUUUAGGCCCGGCAUCAAUUAAAAGUAAUAAAAUAACGAAAUCCGGACUGUUUCGGUUGCGUGAACCCGGCUUUCGAUGGCUUCCUUCCCCUGCCCGCUCUAACCCGCGAUGCCCACCCAUCCGAUCGUUCAAACAACUGUCGUUUCUCUGUGUAUGUGUAUACUAAAACCGUUCCAAGAGUCCUCUUUAUAGACGAAUAUUACCGGUAACGCGAAAGGCAACGUCGGACGGCACUGUAACAGUCGAUACUUCCCUUAUAUUUUCCAUGGUCUCUCAUCUCUUUUGUCACAGCACAGCACAGCCGGAUUUCUCUUAAAGAAUAUAGAGUUAGGAAAUGGUCGGGGCCAGAUUAUGGAAAUCGGAGUUUAUGUGGACGUUUUAUGGCAGAGCCUGCCCUUUCGCUUCAGUCCCUGUCAUAGACGUGGAGGAUAGAGAUGUUGAAAAAGGACAAUGUCAUUACUAGAUGGCCUGACCGCCCGAAAUACCAACAUAAUCCAAACCCUCAAAGGUCACACCAGUGACGUCAAUUGCUGCGACUUCGCACCAAAUUUCACAUUGGUCACUGGAUCAAGUGAUAAAACAGUUCGAAUAUGGGACUGGCACAAAGGUUCGGGAUACGUGGAGCGUCCAAACUCCCCAUUACGUGCCCACAAGUACCAAGUAACUUGCGUGAAAAUAUCACCGCAAGGUUCCAUGAUGGCCACCUCUUCGGUGGACGGUACCGCCCUACUCUGGAACCUACACUCUUUAAGCAAAUUGUACACCAUGACCCAGGUGAACGGGGAUCCUAUACGUGUAUGUUGCUUUUCUCCUGAUAGUACUUUGUUGGUUACGGCCGGGGAUAAUGGUGCCGUGUGUAUUUGGGAUUUGGUGCAUAGGACAUUAACCAGAACUCUAUUUGAACACGACGGCACAACCCAGGGUCUAGCCUUCACUCCAGACAGUCAGUAUUUAGUGACAGCAUGUACCUUAGAAGUGGUGAAGAUUUGGAACCUACAAGACCUGAUAGAUACAACGACUGAUAACGUAUGCACCCCUUUAAGUAGGAUAGACAAUAUUCACGACAUGGGUGUGUUUUCCAUAGAUAUUUCUAAGCAUAUUAACGUUGACGAAAACAAUCCCCUGAUUCGCCACUAUAGCAUGGCCUCGGGAGGUUGCAACAACGAAAUUAAAAUCUGGACAAUCACAUCGAAAGCUUUAGUAAGAAAUAAGAAUUCGACUCAUAAGCAAGUCACCAUAGAGCUAGAUAAGGUCCUAGAAGGGCACAAUUCGUCUGUAACAUGUUUAAGAUAUAGUAAUGUGGGUAAAUAUCUGGUAUCAAGUAGCUUAGAUAAGUCCCUAAAAGUGUGGGACACUAACAAGAAUGGUGCAUGCUUAAUAAACCUUUAUGGGCAUCAGAGAUAUGUUAAUUGUGUCAGUUUUUCUAAGGAUAUGAGCCUUAUUGCCUCAGGUUCCACAGGUUCGAAUGAUAAACUGGUAAUAAUUUGGGAUCUGACUGGAAAUAUUACCCUGGAAACCGAUCUGGUUAUGCCCCUGGUGAGUCCCAGUGGUGCGGUUGAGACGCAACUAGCGGAAAACAGCGUGGGACAGAGCAGCGAGUGUGAACUUUUAGAGAAAAUCGAGGAUAUCUUCGAUGGUGGGGUGAACAGUUGCUGUUUUUACGGAAAGGAUCUGUUGGCCACCGGAUCUGGGGAUAAGUGUAUAAGGUUAUUCAAGGUUAUGGAGGAAAAUAAUAAUGUAGAGGAGCUGUGCAAUUCACCGUUAGAAGGACACACUUAUGCCAUAAAUUAUGUGGAAUUUUCCAAGGAUGGUACGAAAUUAGCAUCUUCUUCUUUGGACGGUUGUACUUUUAUAUGGAAUCCGCAGAAUGGGGAAAAAUACUUAUCGGUCCCAAAAAACAGCUUGUCAAUCAAAAUUUGCAGAUUCUCCCCGAACGGAAAAUUCUUAGUAACAGGCGGGGACGACGAGAAAGCCGUCAUCUGGAACGUGGACACCAUGGAAGAAAUUUCUGUCCUUGAUGGCCACCUGGACAGCAUAACCUCCGCCUGCAUUACCCCAGACAAUAAAUUCAUAGUUACGGCCUCGUGUAACUCGGACUAUCGCAUCUGGAACCUGGACACCGCCAAGUGCGUUUUUAUUAAAGAAGACGCCCACGACGGCGGUAUCCAGAGUUGCGAUUGUUCAGAAAACUUGGAGCCUAUUCCCAACGUAAUCAGCGAGGGGCAGAAUUACUUGUUGGCCACCUGCGGUAACGACAGUAUGGUGAAACUCUGGAGAAUCUUCUUUGCUGUCGGAGAACAAGACGAUCCGGUAAUAAAACAGUGGCGUCUACUGCAAGGUCACGGAGGAAACGUCAUUUCCGUGAGGUUUUCACCGACCGUUGGGGAAGUGGUGUGCUCCACAGCCACCGACAGACAAGCCAGGAUAUGGUCCGUUUACGGCGGAGACUGCUUGCAUGUGUUGGAUCACGAUUCAAUUGUCACGUGUUGCUCGUUUAGUUCGGAUUGUUCGUUGUUGGCCAUCGGUUGUCUGGAUCGCACUUUGUGGAUUUGGAAGUUGCCGCAACAUCUUGUAUUUCAAACGGCUAUAGCGAGCAAGUUGAAAAGCCACACGAAAACUAUAGCGGAGUGGUCCAAUGGGGAUGUCAUUAAAUGGCUGGAUGAGAUUAAUAUGAGUAGGAUAUCGGAGAAUGUUGUUAAUACGGGUUUGAAUGGGGAAAAGUUGAUGACGCUUACUGAGAAUGAAGUUUGUUGUGGAUUAGAUUUGGAUUACGAGACGGCAGAAAUAAUGACGCGCGAACUAAAAUGGCUAAAAAAGGUGGAGGUACAAAUAGAACGGCCGCCGUCCAUCGACAUCCCCGAAGAGUUCUUGUGCCCCAUCACCCACGAGAUCAUGAGGGAACCGGUAACCUGUUCGGACGGGUUCACGUAUGAAAGAAACGCAAUCGCCGAGUGGUUCAUGUCGGGGAAGUUCAGUAGCCCGAUGACGAACGAGGUGCUGGAUAAUACGGACUUUAGUCCCAAUUUGGAGCUGCGAGAUUCGAUUAGGCGGUUUUUGGAAAGUAGCGAGGAAGAAGAGUAGACGGUUAAAGCAAUAAAUAUUAUUGACUUAGUCUUUAUAUAUGUGCCUUGGGAUUAUAAUUAAAUAAGGUGGGGAGAAUAUAUAUGAUCCAGUAGAGACUUUUUUUAAGCUAAACUGAUGAAAUUUGGUAUGUAUAUGUUUGUGUUCUGACAUAUUCAGUUGUCACGGAUUUAACUGAAAAUUGCCUUAUUCAGAAUCUGCUGGUCUAAAGCCAACGAUAUCUUGGUUAGUUUAUUUAUGUCUAUGGAAUAGAAUACUGUGUUCUACCCAAUCAAAUCCCCAAGUAAAAUCGUGAAAAUUAUCAUGGGUAUGCAGACCCUCCUUCCUUGCCUAAAUCACCGAGUACCUUGACUGUAGAACGUUCCUACAAUUUCGAAACAUGCCGUCGGAAUUUCAUUCUUUAUUAAAGGUUACCUCACCCAAAAGCAAAGCCAAGUACUAUAUUUGGCAUUCACCAGAGUUUAACUUCUAUACAUUUUUUUUCCAAUUUAUUAACUUUGUCCUUGCCUUAAAUUUUGCUUCAAUUAUUAUUUAUCUUGUGAGAAUUUUAUAUUAAGGACAAUCUCUUUAAAUACUUGGAAAAUAUUUUUAGUGAGAAUUUUAUUUAAAAACGGGGUACAAAUAUAUUUUGUAAUUGUUUCUUGUGUUGAAUUUUCCCAAUCUUUUAUCAUUUAAAGUUUGGGUUAUAACCAUUAUUGUAUGCUAUUCGUUUUUGAUAAUGUUGACUUCUGCGUUAUAAUCUGAUGGUGAAAAAAAAAUUAAUUGAAUGUCAAAAGUAAUUAUUUUAGUAAAGAUUUCUUGGAAGAAAAGGGCUUGUGAUGGACCGCUUAAGAAAUUAUUGUUACCAUUUCUUUAGUUUUAUUAUUUCCAUUUUUUUUUGUACAAAAAUCAAUCUAUUACUGGAUGUCAAAUAUAGGAAAGAGUGAAUUUUGUAUUAAUAUAUAUUUUUUUUAAUAAUGAACGCCUUUAAAAAAAAAUCUGAGGGGUCCAUCAAUGGCACAUUAUGUGCCCAUGUUGGCCCCUGUUGCAAAUAAAUAUUAUUUUAUCUUAUUAACUUCUUUUUUAAGCUUUAAUAAAAAAAAUAAUUCGUGGGGUACAAAAAUAUACAUAUAAACUCAAAAAAUUAAGUACAUAAUGCACAAAUAAAUGAUUUGCAACGGUAACUAACACCCGCACACUCAAUGUGGCACCACGAUUUACAUACUUGACAGCGAAUCCACUUUUCUUUGCUACGUGAGUGAGAGAAUAACUCGUUGCAGUAAAUGCAAUUGGCAUCAUAUGUGUCUUCUUUACCUUUUUUAAGGAAUUCCUUCAAGAUAGACUCAUCUUCGUCAGAACUGUCAUUUUCAAUGACAAGUUACUACCUUGUUGUUUUCUUAGUUUCGUUUCCUUUUAAAUAACUUUUUCUUUGAGUUCUUGAAUUUCUGGAGUGGAAUUUAAAUGACCAGUUUUUGCACGAAUUUUGCAUAUUCUUUUUUCAACGCCCCCAGGUACCACUUGAGGUGGAGGUAAAAUUUCUUUCAGUGACACAUUUAAAACUGAAGAUGAAGAGGUGUUAAAACCAGAAGUACUUGGUUGAUUUUGAAUGUCUAACUCGAUGGUACUGAGUUGAGCCUCCAAUGGAAUCUGCCUAUCCGUUGCUAAAGCUGGUGCAAACUCCCAAUCUUCAAAAAUAUCGGGAUUAAAAGGAUGAAUUCCCGUCUUUUUAUAUGAAUUUAUUGCGUUAGAUGGAAUAGCACUCUUCAAAAAGGCUUAAUUAAGAAGCUUGCUAUUUUAUAUUGUGUGACUGCCUUUCCUGGGUUUUGACGCAGCCAUAAUUGGAUUUCCUGGUCAAAAUAGGUGUGAAGAGGACGAAAGAAUCCGACAUCUAAUGGUUGAACGUGAUGGGAACAGUGCGCAAAAUACUACAACACCGUUUUCUUUAGAAAACUGUCUAGAGACAAGGCUUUUAUGGCUACUGUGACCAUCUAAAAGUAAAAGAACCUUGUUCUCAUUAGAUGCUUUUGAAUACCUUACAAAGUGCUUUAGCCAUUUACAAAAAAUUUCAGUGUUCAUCCAUCCUUUUUCUUGCACAAAAGCUAUGCUACCAGCGGGAGCACCAUUCAUAAGCUCAUCAUUCAUUCUUUGACGAGGAUAAAUAAGAGCAGGUGGAAUAUAAGUACCUAUGGCAUUCGGUGCACUUUACAGUGACGUGUUGCCCCCGCUCUGCACUGCUGAGUGCCCCAACUUGCUUGCGUCCUUUUGCAGCGUAAACUUUUUGACAUUUCUUUUGGACUGGGGUCAAACCUGACUCAUCCAUAUUAUAUAUGUUUUCCGGAAGAAAGUUAAACUGCUCUAGAGUAUUAGAUAGUGCUUGAAAAUAGGCUUGAAUAUUUGGCUUGUUAAAAGCCUGGGCUCUGGCCAAUGACGUGCUUUCUGGGCAUCGCAAAGAUAUUCGUGGGUUACGUCUUAAAAAUCCCCUAACCCACUUGCAACCUGCCAUUUUUGUUUCCCGAUUAAAAUCAUGUUUUAUAUUAUUCCUCUCGGCUACUUCAAAUACCAUCCGUCGCAAAUCUUUAGAAGUUGGUCCAAAAAAUCGUUUUUCCAUUUCAAUAAUAUGUUCGGCAAUUUCCUCUUCGAUGGCUUUAGAGAACGUUGCUUUUCGUCCUCUCAAAUUUCCUUUAGAACAGUCCCGCUUAGCCAAACGUCUUCUUAAAGUUGUCUUCGGUACAUUGAAGGUUUUGGCUGCUAACUUAAGCACAUAUUGCUAUUUCUUACAUUCUCAAUAGCCUGCCGCAUGUCAUCCUCAUCCCACUGUUGCCUUUUUUUGGAUGCCAUAUUUAAACCUAAAUAGAAAAAAAUAUAUCUAUAGAAUAAUUAAAUUUGUAUAUUGUUGCCAAUGACGGACCCUUGGUCCAUCAACAACCUGAAAUUGUCCAUCGACAAUUUCAAGGGGUCCAUCAUAGGCUGUUUAGCACAAAUCACAUAAAAAUAAAAAAUUCUUCGCCAUAACCUCAAUUUUUUCCCGGUAGUUAAAACGAAACAGUUUUCCUAAACAGCAGUGAGAAAAACAGAUUCAAGCAAAUAAUAAAACAAAAGUUAUCUAACAUUAGGUUAACCUACUUUGUUAUAUCUGUACUUACCAAUUUUAACUUUUCUGUUUAUUUUCAUAAAAUCACUUUAUAUUUGCACGAGUACAUAUAAACAACUUAAGAAAAGCUUUAAUCAACCUAACCAAUGCGACGAAAAUGUAUUUUGUGCGGUAAAUUUAAAUAUUUAACUAGUGGUCCAUCAUGGGCACUGAUCCAUCAUAGGCAUAUUUCCCCUAUUCUCUACGCAGGACAAAAAAUAGAGUUCAUUCACUUUAAUUAUGAAAUUUGCAUAUCCGCAUUGCCUCAUUUGUAAAAAAUGUGUCGAACUAAAAAUAAGGGGACCCAUGUUCAUUUAUUUUUUCAACCAAUAAAUAGGCUCCCUAAUACUGAAUUUAUUCCAGUUAAAAAUUCCACCCUGUAUGAAACUAAUUGUUACUGUUUUUAAAUUAUGUAUAUAAAUUUUACUAAUUUUAAAUUGUGACAUACCUACGUUUGUUUAAAUAGUGUCAGUUGUCCUAAUGUUUUACGUUUUGACUCCUUUACUCAGACAGUUGUUUGUUAAAUUUUUAAUUUCUUAAAUUAUAUUCUUUACACCUUUUCGGUAACAUUGAUGAUAGCUAUUUAUUACCGAAAAGCUCUUUGCUAUUAGUUUAUAAAAAAUAUAUACAAGAAAUACAAAUCUCACAGUUCAUUAAAUCUACGUGUGUGUACACAGUCACUCUUGCAAGUUAAAAUCUUUGAGGCCUUAUUAAAAUGGCCUCUCACUCUCUCUAAUCUCACUGACUAGACAGCAUUGUAAUGUUUUUAUUCACUGUUUAUUAUUAUUUCACAUUAAUUAUACGCUGUAUUUAUUUCGUACAAUUUGAUUUAAUUUUAAAGUCGUCCCUUUAUUCGGAAUGUUCCAGAACAUUCACCAACUCUCUACAUGUCCCGAGUUGUUCUCGAUUCUUGUUGCACCUUCGGGUCUAGGGAACGGACGAGAUGAUUCUUAUAUACCGAAAGAGCAACAAGCUGGUAUAUUCGCGGCUGUUAAGAUGGUUACAUUAUUAUUCAAAGCUUUGAUUAAUACAUUUCUCAUUAUACUCUAUUUUCUUUGCUUGAGAUUAAGACAUAGUUUUUUCACGUGAUUUUAGCCGUAUCUCGAAUACGCGUUUAGGUAACAUAUCUACAUACCAAAAUUCAUUUGUUUAGCUUAAAAAUUAAAUGAAAUAAGUGAUAGGCCUGUGUGAUAAGUGUUCCCUGUAUCCUAAUUUUUAGAUUUUUUCCCUAUAGUCCAGACAGACCUUAAAAAAUGACUUCUAAUGCCUGAAAUAACGUCGAUUCCCCGGGAAACGUUAAGUGAUUUUUAUUUCUUCCCGGGAAUUCUUAAGAAAAAACUAUUUUUACGUCUGAAAGUGACAAAAAUCACUUUAAGUACCUAGAAGUUUAAAAAAAAAACAGUUAGUUGAACUCGAAGAAAUAUUCAAUUUUUUCUCAAAGAGACCGGCUUAUAUUAAAUAGUAAUAAAUUAAACUCCAAGUCACAGGUCUCAAAUAUAUUGAAUAUAAGGAGGAUUACAUGUGUUUCGCUUGUACUAGGCAUCAUCAGAUCUUCUUAUGCGUUCACUAAUAAAUAGAAAAACACUACAUAUUACAAGUCUUGGGUAAAAAUUAAAAGAUAAUAAAAUAGGACGGAAACUAGUUAUCACAUAUUAAAAAUAUAAACAAAAUAAAGGAAUCGUUUUAGUCUCCGUACCACUUUUAUUAACUUUUAAUGUUUUUUUUUCAUAUUAUUAUUGAAUAUAUAAGAAGAUCUGAUGAUGUACAGACGAAACACGUGUAAUCCUCUGAUCAUAUAUUCAAUUAUAAACUCCUGGACAAAAUUAUCGCACCACUUGAUUUUUAGAGAUUUUUUUUUUAUAAAGAUAAAAAAAUAAGCAAACUUAUAAGCAUUGUUAACUAUGCAUUAUUAAUUAACAAAAACAAUUAUAUUCUAUUUAACAAAACGAGAUUUAAGUAACUAAAUUCAAUACAAGGAAAAGCAUCGAUUUUCACUAACUUCAAUUUUGAUACAAAAAUAAAACAAUAGACCCAUAAUGAAUUCUUAAUAACGUGUAUUGCCACCUCUAGAUGCAAUGACCGCUUGAAGUCUUGGCAGCAUUCCUCGUAUCAAAUUAUGAAAACUUUCCUGCGGAUGUAUUCUCACUCCUCACGAGCAGCAUGUUCCAUGAUAAAGCAUAAACAUAGUUUUUGUCCAGUUCUGCUUUUUAUACGAGAAAAGAUAUUAUAACUGUUUUAACUGAUAUUUAUUUUUAUUUAAAUUUAUCUUGAUAAAAAAAUUAGUGAUGCGAUAAUUUUGUCCAGGAGUUUAAUAAGACUUGUGACUUGGAGUUUAAUUUAUUAGUAUUUAAAUGAGUGCAACUGCCUGGAAAAAAGAAAUAAUUAGAAGAGGUAUUUUGUGGGUAAAUUGGUUAUUUGUUAAAGAAAACUAUUUGUUUCUAACCAACGUUUCGAAUUAUAUUUAUCUUCAGGGCUGCAAUAAAUAGAAUUCGUCUUUUACUUUUUUUUACAUGUAUUUGUUUAAACAAAUAAUAAAAAAUCUCUUAAGUUAACAUUUAUGUAUGUAAAUGACAGUAUGCGUAUGUCAUAGAGAUGUUCAAUAAAAGGGGAAAAAGGAAAACUUUGAAAAACACCGAAGUCGUAGUUCUCUUUCGUUAAAUUAAAAGAGUACACCUCAAUUUAACGAGAACUACGUCUUCGGAAAGUGUUUUUGAAAGUUUUCCUUUUUCCCCCUUCUUGAAACUCUAUGACAUGCUUACUGACUUAUGUUAUUUACAUUUUUUUUAACAAAUAUUUAUAAAAAAAGAAAACACUGUUUGUUUCUAUCUAUUGCAGAGCCUUGAAGACGUAUUAAAUAGAAUUCGAAAUGUUUGCUAAAAUUAAAUAGUUUUCUUCCAAUUCACCCACAAAAUACCACUUCUAAUACCCAAUCUUUGGUCACAAAUUCACAAUAAUAAAAAGAAAUAAUAUGUGGAAAAUGACUUUUGCUUUAUUUGAAAAUUUAUACAAACAAACCUUGAGAAAACUAUCGCCUAAUUUCUUUUAUUGGUAAUUUUUUCCAGGCAGUUCAAGACCCGUAAAAACGACUCUAAAAUAUUUAUAAUAAGAAUUUUACAGUGAGGGACAAAAGUAUUGGCACACCAUAAUUUUAUAAAGUAAUUUAUCAAUGUUUACUAUAUUUAUGUAACCCAAUAAUAACUAUCUAACUAAAAACAUAUAAAAGAUUUAGUACAAUAAUAAUAAUAAUGAAAAAUAAAACAGAUUUCCUUAAGCAUAACGAGAGCAUAACAAAAAAAUAAAAAUUACAUUCUAUUUAAAAUGGACAUAACUACUAUUGGCACAACAAAUAAAAAUAAAAUUUAAUCCCAGUUUUAAUAUUUUGUAGGACCUCCUUUUCUUUUUAUAAUAUGAGUGAGCCUCCUUUUCAUGGAAUGGACCAGCUUUUGCGUAUAGGAAGGCUCAAAACUAUUCCAUUCUUGCAGCAAAACACAUUUAAGCUCUUCCUUACUGGAAAUAGCCUAGAUCGAUUCGCUUUCCGCUGGAGAUUGAGGAGGUGUAUUUAAAGUAUGAGGGACAUUAAACGCAAUCCACUGCUUAACUAUAUAGACUGUAUGUUUCGGAUCGUUGUCCUGUUGAAAGUAAUAAUCAUUUGCCAAAUUAAGUUUUUCCGCACUAGCUCUCAAGUUUUUUUUAGAAUAUUUAAAUAUACAUUUUUGUCUAUAAUACCAUCUAUAAAAACCAGAUUUCCGACCGAUGACAUACAGCCCCACACUAGUACACUACCACCACCAUGUUUCACAGUCUUAUGCAGAUUUUGUGCAUCUAGUUCACAAUUGGGCUUCCUCCACACAGUCACUUUCCCAUCUGAAUGAAAAAUGUUGAAUUUACUUUCAUCAGAGAAUAUCACUUUGUCCCAAAAUAUAUUAUCUUGAUGAAAGUGUGCAUUCGCAAAUUCAAGACUUUUUUUGGUUAACCUUAUUAAUAAAUGGUUUAUUCCGAGCUACUCUGGCACUAUUUCCAGCCCUAUGAAGAACUCUUCGUACUGUUUUUGAGCUCACGUUGAUGCGCUAUCUUCUUCUGUCAAUAUAGCCGCAAUUUCAGAAGCGCUAGUUCGAGGAUUUCGCUUAAUUUUAUUCACAAAUUUUCUUUCUUGCCUCUCCGUUAACUUUGGCGGACGUCCAGUUCUAGGCUUAUUUUUGAAAUUUUCUGCAGUUUCAAACCUUUUUAAGACACUACGCACAGUAAAUCGACUUUUCUUCACAAUUUGGACAAUCGCUGAAUACGAUUUACCCUCUUUUCGCUGCUGUACAAUUAUUUUUCGCUCGGAUUCCGUCGUUUCUUGGCCUUUGCGACACAUAUUUGCAAUGUAUGCAAAAUAUUUUACUUCAUAUAAAUAUUCUGUUAAAGAAUGUAAAAAUACUGCUUCAAAAUUCUCAUAUACAAGGCACCUAUUUUUAAACACUUUGUAAACAUGUGUGCCAAUACUUUUGUCCAUGGGAUUUUUGAUAGAAUUUUAAUAUGGGUUCUUUUGUAAAGCCUUUAUUUAUUAAAUUUGUAUUAAAUAUUAAGAAACGAAUGCUCUUGGGUAUACACUUUAAAUUAGAAAAUAUUUAAAUGUAAUAGGUCUAGUAGCUUAAGAGGAUAGAUACGAAUUUUAAUAAAAAUCAAUAUGUGCCAAUACUUUUGUCCCUCACUGCAUUCAUUUGAAGUCAUUUAUUCUUGAUUGUUCCACCUCCUAUGCUCUCUAAUAUGGGAAAGUCACGAUUAGUUUCCAUCUUACCUAUUAACCUGUUUUAAAGCAGUUAGUUUAAACUCGAAUACGAAUUAAUGCAUUUUGAAAAACAUACUUUCUGCUGCGAAUCUUAAGGUCAUAUGAUUCCCAACAAACAUACAAAAUUCAUGAAUCAUAACUUGCCAUAUUAUCAUCACAUUUUUAAACACACUGAAAAUAACCAUUUUAUAGGAUUUUUUUAGAGACUUUCAUGGAUUGUUUAGAUCCCGAGUUAGCCCAGGGAUUUCAUGGAUUAACUCUCGAAUUAAUAACCCACUAAAUAUUACAUAAGUGUAAUUUUUCUAGAUGGUUUGUAUAGUAUAUUUGUAUAUAACAUAAUUACACUAUAGGACAAAUAGUUACGUGUAAAACCUUACUAAUAUCUAUGUAAUUUUAUUUAAAGGCAACUAAAUGCACUGUUAUGUAAACGAAUAUAUCUAACGAUUUCGUGCCUUUAUUUACAUGAAAUACCUUUUUAUUUAUAUUAUCGAAUGAGUCAAAAUCUGUGAUAUAUAUUGUACGUUAAAAACUUCUAAAUAAAUACUGUUCUGUCUGUUAAAA
This is a messenger RNA of Anthonomus grandis grandis, 11575 nucleotides long. RefSeq names its product WD repeat, SAM and U-box domain-containing protein 1-like. Gene Ontology annotation, biological process: protein ubiquitination; transcription initiation at RNA polymerase II promoter. Gene Ontology annotation, molecular function: ubiquitin-protein transferase activity; RNA polymerase II general transcription initiation factor activity; protein binding. Bases 504 to 3134 code for a protein of 876 amino acids. The record is from RefSeq and is a predicted model, not a curated record. NCBI's taxonomy places the organism in Eukaryota, Metazoa, Arthropoda, Insecta, Coleoptera, Curculionidae. Gene Ontology annotation, cellular component: transcription factor TFIID complex. The transcript is spliced from 14 exons.